UCUCUGAAAACUUUGCUGCUAAAAAGCUCCAAACAGGAGAAGUAAAUCCAGUCAGCUUGUCAAGUCACUGGCUCAGUGUAAAAGUGCUUUCAUGAGGUAACGCUGGGCCAAAGUCAACUUUUCUUUCUGCUUCGUAAAUCUGCAGCCAAGCAAUGGGCCAGAAAAUCUCAGGGAGCAUAAAGUCUGUGGAUGUGAGGGAGCCCCCUUAUAGACCUGUUAAACGAGAGCUGAGAGGCCCAGAUUUUUGCAAGCCUGCACGACUGGACAUGUUAUUGGAUAUGCCCCCUGCCAAGCUGGAGGUCCAAUAUAAACAUGCCUGGAACAAUGAAGAUCGAUCUUUAAAUAUAUUUGUAAAGGAAGAUGAUAAACUAACUUUUCAUAGACACCCAGUUGCCCAAAGCACAGAUUGCAUCCGGGGCAAAGUUGGCUACACGAGAGGCCUACACGUCUGGCAGAUUCACUGGCCCACAAGGCAACGAGGAACUCAUGCCGUGGUGGGUGUCUCAACAGCCGAAGCACCGUUACACUCUGUGGGAUACACGUCGUUGGUUGGUAGCAAUAGUGAAUCGUGGGGCUGGGAUCUGGGACGCAACAAACUUUAUCACAAUUGUAAAAACCAACCUGGGGUCACGUAUCCUGUCUUUUUGGAACCAGAUGAAUCUUUUGUACUCCCAGACUCCUUACUGGUAGUUUUGGAUAUGGAUGAAGGGACGCUCAGCUUCAUGGUGGAUGGACAGUAUCUUGGAGUGGCCUUCAGGGGACUAAAAGGGAAAAAACUUUACCCCAUAGUCAGUGCAGUUUGGGGGCACUGUGAAAUUACAAUGAGAUACAUCAAUGGACUUGACCCGGAACCCCUGCCUUUAAUGGACUUGUGCCGAAGAUCAAUUCGUUUUGCUCUUGGCAGAGACCGCCUGCAUGACAUAGAAAUUCUACCUUUGCCUCUGUCUCUGAAAAAUUAUUUACAGUAUCAGUAGGACGUCUAGAUCCCUCUGGCCUCACAUUGGACUAAAUCAAUGCAAAUGGCAGAAAAUUGUUUACAACAAAAUAUUAAUCUUCAUGAUGGACACUUAAGUGUUAUUUAAUUUUUAAUAUAUAUAUUUUUUUCUGAACCAGUGAUAGCAGAUCACUGUGGGGGGAUUACUCAAGAAUGUGAAAGCGUUGAUUUGAUCUAGAUUCAUAUGCUCUCUGUUGCCUAUUCUGUUUACAGUCCUGAAGGCCGUUAUCCUCAGCUGGUAUAUAGCGGUUUAUCUUUUUUGACUCUGGUAAACGCCAACAGAAAAUCUGGCCUGCGAGAUUCCUUCUCGUGCAGGACAGAGCGUUCUUCAGUAGCGUGAUUUUUCUCCCUCUCUCCCCUACACAUACACACACACGCACCCCUUAUAAUAAAUUAGCAAUGGAAUAAAUCUCCAUAGGUGAAUUCUGAAAAAUGUUUAAACUCUGACUUUGGUUUCCAGAGUUGUUAAGAGCUUUGAAUGUUCAGCGUUCGCCAUCAUCAGGCCUAAAAUAUUUUAAAAUCUUAACAUUUUAAAAAAAAAAAAAAAAAGGUGAGAGAGAGAGAUUAUCAUCUAGAAGGAGAAUGUAUGAUUUAAAAACAUGAGAGGAAAGCCUGAAAGAUCAAUUUUUGGCUAUGGUAACAGUAAGAAGCAGUCCAUUGUUUUCAAGACCAAAUCUUAUCCCUCCAAAGUUCUGCAGUUUAUAACAAAGUGUUCACUAUCCCAAGAUUUUAGGAUAUUCGUAUUUUAGAAAGCUUGUCACUUUUUUAUUUGAACAAAUUUAUAAUUUUUAUGUGGUAUGAACUCUAAAUACUUGGUUCUCUCUUUAAUGUAUGUGUGGUCAUAAUGUUUAUUUAUCUGUUUAGAGUCUGUGGAGUUCUCAUGUAACUGUUUCCCAUCUUUGGGGGACUGAUUUGUUUUUGUUUUCUCCAGCUCCACCUGAAAUGUAUUACUUUUUCAGGCUCAUCCCAUUUUUAAGAUGCUGCUUUCUAUUUGCAUUUCUUACAUGUUUCAAGUUAUCUGCCUGAUCAGUUAUCUAGUUUUUAAACUGGAAGUUGUUGUUGUGGCAGGAUGUCAAAUGUUUAGACUGAGCUGCCUUCAGCAUUAUUUUAAUGUGAAUUUACUGAUGAAUGAGGAGAAAAUUUCUA
This is a messenger RNA of Struthio camelus australis, 2140 nucleotides long. The record is from RefSeq and is a predicted model, not a curated record. Lineage: Eukaryota; Metazoa; Chordata; Aves; Struthioniformes; Struthionidae.